UUAGCAUAAUCGGCAUCUUCUAAAAAGAGUGGUUAAGGGCUACAAGGCGUGUCCAGAAUUUAUGACAACAAGUAACGUUGUUGUCCCUCUCAGCCAAAAGUCCACGUCCAAAUAUAAAGCAACGGUCUCUAAUCAUCUCCCUUCGUCAAAACCAAAUUCCCCAGCAAAAAAAAUCUCUUUCAGGAGCAACACCAUGGAGUUAAUGUCUCAUUGUUCAUCGUUCCUUCUUCCUUCUAUCCCUCCUUCAUCUUCAGAAGAUAACAAAACUUAUGCUCUCAUACUCCUUAAUCAACCUCUCCCCAAAUUUACACCUCUCUUAUGGAACCAUGCAAAGUUAUGUUUAUGUGCUGAUGGUGGAGCAAAUAGAGUGUUUGAUGAAAUGCCUCUAUUAUUUCCACAACAAGAUCCUCUUCUUGUUAGAAACAGGUAUAAACCGGAUGUCAUUAAAGGGGAUAUGGAUUCCAUUAGAACUGAAGUUAAAGACUUUUAUGCAAAUUUGGGAUCCCAAAUUGUGGACGAAUCGCAGGAUCAGGAUACCACGGAUCUACACAAGUGUGUAUCAUUUAUUCGGGAUACUAUUCCCGAUGUGGAUAAAUCUGAUCUAUGCAUUCUUGUUGCUGGAGCGCUUGGGGGGAGAUUCGAUCAUGAGAUUGGAAACAUCAAUGUUCUCUGUAAUUUCUCAAACAUCCGGAUAGUACUUAUAUCUGAUGACUGCCUUAUCCAACUUCUUCCAAAGACCCAUCGCCAUGAGAUCAAUAUCUUGUCAUCUCUUGAAGGCCCACAUUGUGGGCUCAUCCCUAUCGCUACAGCCUCUGCAAAAGCGACAACUUCUGGGUUGCAAUGGGAUCUUGAUAAUACUGAGAUGAAAUUUGGUGGAUUAAUAAGUACAUCGAAUAUCGUGAUGCAAGAGAAGAUCACAGUGCAGUCAGAUUCAGAUAUUUUGUGGACGAUAUCAAUUCGAAAACCAACUUGAAGGUUAUCUCCUCCACUUUAUCAAAAUCAGCAGAUUUUAACCUAUUUUUCACCUUUUGUAAGCCUGCUGCUGACUGAAGUGAUAUAGGAUGUCUCUCUUUCUUGACCUUCUGCUUCUUUUCUUAUAAUUAUUUAUGUGAAUAGAGAAGCCUUUUACAAUAGAUUUGGUUUUAGAGUUGUUUGUGUCUAUAUGUAUAAAUGCACAACACGUCAAUUCUGUUGCUUUGUAUGCAUGUGAGACUGCAUAGUGAAAAUGACCCUUUAUUCC
Molecule: messenger RNA, 1240 nt
Organism: Papaver somniferum (opium poppy)
Lineage: Eukaryota; Viridiplantae; Streptophyta; Magnoliopsida; Ranunculales; Papaveraceae
Product: thiamine pyrophosphokinase 1-like
Exons: 6
Coding region: 62-973 (303 amino acids)
Biological process (GO): thiamine diphosphate biosynthetic process; thiamine metabolic process
Molecular function (GO): thiamine diphosphokinase activity; ATP binding; thiamine binding
Source: RefSeq, a predicted model, not a curated record